ACAGCUCGUUCGUCAUUCGGAACGAAAGACAUGGCUUUCACGCAAAUUUUGCUGAUCACCAGCUUGCUGGGGAUUCAACUACAGGAGAUUUACGGCCACGGGAUGAUGAUGGAUCCCGUGCAAAGGAGCAGCGCCUGGAGGAAAGGAUUCCCUGUUGAACCAAACUACGACGACAUGGGUCUCUACUGCGGAGGAUACAACGUUCAAUGGGAACAAAAUGGUGGACGAUGCGGCAUAUUAAGGAUUCCGUACAAACGCGGUGAGACCAUCAACAUUAACGUGAAGCUGACUGCCAACCACAAGGGAUCCUUCACCUUUCACCUCUGCCCCCUGCAUUCUUCGAACGAACUGGAGACCGAAGACUGCUUCAAUCGAUACCCGCUUCAGCUGUCCGAUGGCUCCUACAGCUUGUCGGUUCCGUCGAGUCAGUACGAAUUCAACGUGGGGGUUCGUCUUCCGGGAGGUGUCACCUGUAAUCAGUGCGUCGUCAGAUGGAACUAUCGUAGCGGAAACAACUGGGGUGACUGCGGCGAUGGCCAUUCCGCUUUAGGCUGCGGACCUCAAGAGACCUUCAGGAACUGCGCCGACGUCGCUAUCUCAUAAGCGCGUCCGUGUUUGUGGAGCAUCGUUCCAGGCACUGGCUCGGCAGUUGAACAAGACAUUUCAUCGAUCAACUCUUAAACUGCACCAAGAUCGCAUCUCAAUAGACUCUCAUCUAUCUUUCGUUCAUACGAGGACCUCUAUUUGUAUCUACAUACAUUUUUAUAAUAAAUCAACAU
Messenger RNA from Dufourea novaeangliae, 779 nucleotides. RefSeq lists its product as uncharacterized. The record is from RefSeq and is a predicted model, not a curated record. NCBI's taxonomy places the organism in Eukaryota, Metazoa, Arthropoda, Insecta, Hymenoptera, Halictidae. The transcript has 4 exons. The coding region runs from base 31 to 603 and encodes 190 amino acids.